AUGGCUAAGAACACAGUUACUCUCAAAGGCUCGGCGCCAUGGGGCUUUAGACUACAAGGAGGACAGGACUUCAACAUGCCACUAAGCAUCUCCAGGAUAACUCCAGGCACUAUGGCUGCAGUGGGCAUUCUAACCCAGGGUGACAACAUUGUAUCGAUAGACGGUCUCAGUACAGAGGAAAUGACGCACCUGGAGGCACAGAACAAGAUUAAAAUGUCUUCCAAUAAACUGAACCUCACCAUGCAGAAGUCGAAACGUCCCGUCCCUUUUCCCAUGGCAAUGCCCAGAAUGGACUCUCCCAUGCCAGUUAUCCCUCACCAAAAGGUAAACACACACUCCCCCUUCAGUCAGGAGUAUUUGCCCAAUUUUAACCCCGUAGCUCUGAAGGACUCGGCUCUGACCACCAAUAAACCCAUUGAGGUGCGUGGCCCGGGAGGCAAGGCCACUAUCAUCCACGCUCUCUACAACACCCCCAUAUCCAUGUACUCUCAGGACGCCAUCAUGGACGCUAUUGCAGGACAGUCACAGUCCAAGGGCCAUGACGGCGGUUCCCUGCCUGUGAAGGACCCGGUGGUUGACAGUGCGUCUCCAGUCUACCAGGCUGUGAUCCAGCAACACAACAGAGACGAGGAGAUGGCCGAGUGGGCCAGACGGGCUGCCAAUCUGCAGUCCAAGAGCUUCAGGAUCCUGGCCCACCUCGCCGGCACAGAAUACAUGCAAGACCCAGAUGAGGAGGCCCUGCAGAGAUCAAGGGAUACGUUUGAGUCGGAGGUGAAAGGACCUCGCUUUCGCAAGCUGAAGAACUGGCCCAACGGUCUCUCAGCUCAGAUCCUCAAUAUCCCUGAGACUCCCUUCUAAUUGAUCUGUCAGAUCUAUCCUUUACCUCUGGAAUGCUUAGAAUA
This is a messenger RNA of Oncorhynchus keta (chum salmon), 902 nucleotides long. RefSeq names its product LIM domain-binding protein 3-like. NCBI's taxonomy places the organism in Eukaryota, Metazoa, Chordata, Actinopteri, Salmoniformes, Salmonidae. The transcript is spliced from 7 exons. Gene Ontology annotation, molecular function: muscle alpha-actinin binding; actin binding. Bases 1 to 858 code for a protein of 285 amino acids. Gene Ontology annotation, biological process: heart development; muscle structure development; actin cytoskeleton organization. The record is from RefSeq and is a predicted model, not a curated record. Gene Ontology annotation, cellular component: adherens junction; stress fiber; Z disc.